This is a messenger RNA of Candidula unifasciata, 1061 nucleotides long. Lineage: Eukaryota; Metazoa; Mollusca; Gastropoda; Stylommatophora; Geomitridae. The record is from the annotation of a GenBank genome assembly.
GUUUGCUCUCAAGUCAGCGAAAAGCCGGCCUACAUAUCAAAUGAUGAACUCAAGCGCCUUAUUCUAAACGUUGCAGACGGUUUCCUGUUUGUGGUGGGCUGUGACAGAGGCAGGAUACUCUACGUCUCUGAGUCGGUCAAGGACAUUUUACAUUAUUCUCAGUCUGAUCUCAUUGGCCAGAGCUUGUUUGACAUCUUGCACCCACGUGACAUCAGCAAAGUCAAGGAGCAAUUAUCUUCAUCAGAUCUGACGCCACGGGAAAGGCUCAUCGAUGUCAAAACUAUGCUUCCCGUGAAGACUGAGUACCCCCAGAAGCCCACGCACCUCUGCUCCGGUGCACGAAGAUCAUUCUUCUGCCACAUGAAGUGUGCAGGAAAAGUCAAUUCUGAUCUUGCUGCCUCUAUGAAGGUCAAGAAAGAGCUACUUGAAAUCACAUAUCACCGGAAACGGAAGUCGGAACGUAAGAACUACAAGGUGAUCCACUGCACGGGGUACCUCAAGUCCUGGAGUAAAGCCAAGAUUGGCCUGGACGAAGACAGCGAGGCCGAUAACGACUGCUCAAUCCUGAACUGUCUGGUGGCCGUGGGCAGGGAACAGCUGCCCUUUAAUCCUUACUUGGGGGAGGAGAGCAGUCAUAUCAAAGUUCGAGCUAUGGAAUACAUGUCCCGACAUAAUGUUGAUGGCAAGUUUACCUAUGUCGAUGAGAGGGCAACGGUUAUUCUCGGCUACCUCCCACAAGAGCUUCUUGGCACCUCAGUCUAUGAGUACUACCACCAGGAUGACAUCCCUGCCUUAGGUCAAGUCCAUCGAAAAGUCUUGUCCUCCAAAGAAAAAAUCGAAACUGAUGUGUACCGGUUCAAGGUUAAAAACGGAACUUUUCUACAUUUGAAGUCUCGGUGUUUUGGCUUUCGUAAUCCUUGGACUAAGGAAGUGGAGUAUAUCGUGUCUACGAAUACUGUUGUUCAAAUGCAAGAGGUAACUAGUUCUGGUCAAAUGUACGACACAGCGGUCUCAUUAACAGAGGACAAUAAUGAAUUUCAACCAAUGGAGAUCCUGUGUAA